Molecule: messenger RNA, 672 nt
Organism: Aspergillus uvarum CBS 121591
Lineage: Eukaryota; Fungi; Ascomycota; Eurotiomycetes; Eurotiales; Aspergillaceae
Product: DUF5321 domain-containing protein
Exons: 2
Coding region: 1-672 (223 amino acids)
Source: RefSeq, a predicted model, not a curated record
AUGCAUCCCGCUCGACUCACCCUCCGAACGGCAACCAGAAUCCACCCCAUCCGCAGACCACCAGCUGCGCAGAUCCGAUUCCCGCCGUCCCCUUCAUCACAACUACUACUAGAAAGCCGCCGUUAUUCCAGCGGCGCCUCCCGAUUCAUCCCCCGGUUCGCGCACGCAGACGUAUGGACCACGUUCAUUCCAGCAUUCAUCCGCAACCGCUUCACCGGCAAAGGCAAGCCCUACACGCCCAAGUCGAGGGAAUGGAACCCCGCCAGCUUCUACAUCAUCAUCUUCAUCCUCAUCGGCUCGCAGGCCAUCCGCAUGAUCGCGCUCAAGAACGACUACGCCGCGUACAGCCGGUCGACCGAUGCGAAGAUCCGGCUCCUGCGUGAGGUGAUCGAGAAGGUCAAUAAUGGGGAGGUGGUGGACGUGGAGAAGCUUCUGGGAACGGGCAACGAGGCCAAGGAGCGCGAGUGGGAGGAAGUUCUUCGGGAGAUUGAGGAUGAAGACUCUCUGUGGCAUCGCAAAUCCACCACACCCGACUCCGCUCAACCCCCUCAGAUGGCGAAGGAAGAGGCCGUUAAGCCUGUCGCAAAGGAUCCGGUUAUACCUGCUGAGACUCCUACGAAUGCUGAACCGGCAGCAAACUCGGAGACGAAACGGAAACUCAACUUUUUCUGA